AGCUCAGGAUGGAGCCUUUAAAGUGGCCACUCGCUGUUAGGUGGAGAGGUGGAGGGACAAAGGCUGUGGAGACUCUUCUUGUUGUUAGUUGCCAUCCAGCCAAUUCCAACUCAUCGCUACCCUGUCCAUGUGUUCAGAGCAGUACUUCUCCAUAGUGUUUUCAAGGCUGUGUGUAACCCUUCAGAAGCAGAUUGCCAGGCCUGUCUUCCUAGCCCACUCUGAACAGCAAGGGUAUGAACUUGGUGUCCUUUCUGCUGGCGCUUGGGUAUGCCUCCCUUUUCCUCAGAGUCCUUUCCCUUCAGAUCUCCAGCUCUGAUCCUUUCCCUUCAGGGUGCCCACCACCCCAAGCCCAGCCUCUUUUCCAGGGCCUGACAGCUUUGAAAAUUGAGCAGAUAAGGAAGGAAGCAGGAAGCACUGGUUAGAGUGAGACCAGAAUUGAGCCUCAAGGAGGGAGGAGCAUUUCCUUACCUGUCGGUGCAGGCCUCUCACCUUGUUUGCUCUGAGAUAGCCAGUCUGGCUCCCCACCAGCUCCUGACCAGCACAAGGCAGCUGCUGCCCCUUGGGCGUUCCCUUCCUACCUCUAGACCCAGGCAGGCUGACUGACCAACAGACGGCAGGACAGCAGGUCUCUCUCGGCCAUGGCCCGGCUCCCUGGGCCUUUCCUCUGCUGGGCUCUGCUGGGCUUCGUCUCCAUAAGUGCCCCGGGGCUGGCCGUGGAGGUGAAGGUGCCCGCCGAGCCGCUGAGCGCGUCCGUGGGCAACACCGCCGAGCUGACCUGCAGCUACACCACUUCGGUGGGAGACAACUUCGCCCUGGAGUGGAGCUUUGUGCAACCCGGGAAACCCAUCUCUGCCUCUGAUCCCAUUCUGUACUUCACCAAUGGUCAUCUGUAUCCAGUUGGUUCCAUGGCAAAGCGGGCCAGCCUGCUUCAGAACCCCCCCACAGGAGGGGUGGCCACCCUGAAACUGAGUGAUGUCCACCCCUCGGACACUGGAACCUACCUUUGCCAAGUUAACAACCCACCAGAUUUCUACACCAAUGGGUUGGGGCUAAUCAACUUUACUGUGCUGGUGCCCCCCAGUACCCCCGUGUGCAGUCAGAGUGGUCAGAUCUCUGUGGGAGGCUCUGCUGCACUCAGAUGUCAGUCUUCUAUGGGAGAGCCCAGGCCAGUGUACAACUGGGUGCAUCUUGGAUCUUCUCCUACACCUUCUCCUGGGAGCAUAGUACAAGAUGAGGUGUCUGGCCAGCUCAUUCUCACCAAUCUUUCCCUGACCUCCUCGGGAACUUAUCGUUGUGUGGCCACCAACCAGCUGGGCAGUGCAUCCUGUGAACUGACCCUCUCUGUGACUGAUCCCUCCAAAGGCCGAGUGGCUGGGACUGUGAUUGGGGUGCUCCUGGGCGUGCUAUUCCUGUCAGUUGGUGCGUUUUGCCUGAUUAGGCUCCAGAAGGAGAGGAGGAAGAGACCCAAGGAGACAUAUGGGGGUAGUGACCUUCGGGAGGAUGCCAUUGCUCCUGGGGUUUCUGAGCAGACUUCUAUGAGGGCCAAUUCUAGCAGUGGGCUCCUGGAGAGACCCCCGUCUGCCAGCACUGUGACGACCACCAAGUCCAAGCUCUCUAUGGUUGUCUGACGUCCCUCCCUCCUCUCUGAGGGAUGAAGGGGAAUAUCGGUAAUUAAAGCCGUUGGGUACCAUAUUGUCUCCCUCUUCUUUCUGCAGGUGCAUCGAAUUCCUUUAGGGGCCGCCGAAAGGGUUUACCAGUAAGGGAAGGAAAGGGCUUGAAGUCCCAGAGGUGAUGCAGUAGGCAGGAAGUCUGACUGGGUCAAAGUGGUCAAAGGGUUUAUACCUGGGUGCCCCACUUCCCCACCGCCCUCCACCUUUUUGGU
Loxodonta africana (African savanna elephant) is the source of this 1882-nucleotide messenger RNA. RefSeq names its product V-set and immunoglobulin domain containing 2 (gene VSIG2). The transcript is spliced from 7 exons. NCBI's taxonomy places the organism in Eukaryota, Metazoa, Chordata, Mammalia, Proboscidea, Elephantidae. The record is from RefSeq and is a predicted model, not a curated record. The coding region runs from base 639 to 1628 and encodes 329 amino acids.